AUGGUCCCUGUUCAUCCUGAUGAUUCUGAACUGUUAGGUUUUCAAGUGCAAGGCUUGUUCUAUUUUGAUAAAACAUUGCCAAUGGGUUUAAGUUAUUCAUGUGCGCUGUUUGAACGCAUCAGUACAGCUAUUCAAUGGAUUGCGGAAAAUAAACUGAAUCUGCGGAACUGUGCUCAUAUUUUAGAUGAUUUUUUCUUCGUUGAAACAGAUUAUAAUCAGUGUUUGACAGGUUUACACAUAUUCUUGGAUUGGGCUAAGUAUUGUGGUAUUCCAAUUAAUCCAUCUAAAACUGUUCUACCAUGCACCACAAUUACUUUCGUAGGCAUCGAGCUUGAUUCAGUUGCCAUGGAAAUGAGGUUGCCUGAAGACAAAAUCAUCAAAAUUAGAACACUUCUCAAUCACUAUCAAAGACGGAAAAAACUAACCUUACAAGAACUCCAAUCUUUGAUUGGAUUGUUAAAUUUUGCAUGCGCAGUUAUACGGCCCGGAAGGGCAUUUCUGCGUCGCCUAAUCGACCUCACUGUUGGUUUGAAAAAAUCGUUUCAUAAACGUCGGUUAACUUUAGAAGCACGUGCUGACUUGACUGCUUGGUCUUCAUUCAUGAACAAGUUCAAUGGCAAAUCACUGUUCCUUGAAGACAGAUGGUAUACAUCAGACUUCUUGGAACUUUACACCGAUGCGAGCAAUCUAGGCUUUGGCGGUUUUUUAGCAAAUCAGUGGUUUUCCGUCCCGUGGCCUGAAGCCUUCAUACAUUAUCAUCUCACUAUUAAGGAAUUUUUUCCUAUUGUUCUUCUGGUGGAAUUGUUUUCCUCGUCCCUGGCAAACAAAUGCAUAAUGUUUUACUGUGACAAUGAGGCUGUUGUAGCAGUUAUUAAUCAGCAAACAUCAAAGAAUGUAUGUAUAAUGAAACUUGUCCGUCGUCUUGUGGUAGUGACAAUGGCACAUAACAUUCUUUUUAGGGCUCAACAUAUUCCUGGUAUUCAUAAUGAUAAAGCUGAUGCACUUUCUCGUCUGCAGGUCAAGGCUUUCCUCCGAACCUGCCCAUCCAGUAUCGACAACCGUGUAGCGAUUCCAGAACACAUGUUGACCAUCUAA
Molecule: messenger RNA, 1095 nt
Organism: Mercenaria mercenaria
Lineage: Eukaryota; Metazoa; Mollusca; Bivalvia; Venerida; Veneridae
Exons: 1
Coding region: 1-1095 (364 amino acids)
Source: RefSeq, a predicted model, not a curated record